AUGCACUACAUCGAUCCACUGCAUAUCGCCUCUCAGUUGAAGCUACCCUCGCUGAAUAGCUCUGUUCGUCGGACACCCAUUCGUGCUCCGGUUUCUGCCCGUUCUGCGGCUCCCAGUUCCACACAACCGUGCCGUGUAUCUGGUCGCCCCUCAACGACGGAACCCAUGCGCUCGCGUGUAUCGUCACUGACGAGCAAGUCUACAGCACUGAAAUCCGCGCCAGUGACUCCUCGUUCAGAUUUCUCGUCUCGUCUCCGGCUCGGAGUGAAAGCGACGACUACAGUAGGCCGAAGUACGGGUGCCUCAUCGACAUCUUCGCCUGCAGCCAGCAAACCAGAGGGUCGAGUUUCUGGAAGCCAAACACCAUGUUCAACCAAUGUAACGGUACCCAAUCGCUUCGGGAUUCCUACGGCUAGUGCGCCUAAGCGAGUCCCUGUCACUCGUUCAUUGGCGGGACACAAGAGCCCGGAGCUACCCGCAAAUCCAUCUUCUGUUCGAUGUCACUCGAGUGCCGCCUUGACACCCCGCACAGCUGCUCCUGCCAAACGAACACCAGCUAAGACCACUGCAUCCACCAUGAAAAUCACUCCACCGAGAAACCAAAUUCCGGCGGUUACCAAUCCUAGUGCUUCACCUUCUGCCGCUGCUCCAGUGUUAUCCCGCUCGACGACACAGCGUUCCUCUAUAUCUAACCGAGGUGAGUCUACGGUAUGA
Molecule: messenger RNA, 714 nt
Organism: Dicrocoelium dendriticum
Lineage: Eukaryota; Metazoa; Platyhelminthes; Trematoda; Plagiorchiida; Dicrocoeliidae
Source: the annotation of a GenBank genome assembly